This is a messenger RNA of Symbiodinium necroappetens, 2544 nucleotides long. The record is from the annotation of a GenBank genome assembly. NCBI's taxonomy places the organism in Eukaryota, Dinophyceae, Suessiales, Symbiodiniaceae.
GAAUUUCUUUUCUGGAUGCACAGGGCGAAACUCCGGGAUCCCCCUUUUGUGGCGGGUGAUGCCAUCGAUUAUCUCUUCAUGCUUGCUGACAGACCGUGCGGGCCCACGAUACCUGGAGCUUUCUUAAAGUCUUUGACUUGGUUCGAGCGGGUUGCGGGGUUCACCCAGGACUGUCGGAUCUCUUCGAAGACGGUGCUUCUUUCCACUCGGGAUAUUUUAGUGAAAGAGUUGAAGAAGCCCGGGACCCCUAUCCACCGGGCCCCGCGUCUACCAGGUGCGGUGAUCGCCUCCCUCGAGAGGCUUGUGUCGAACAACCGGGAGGCGAUGGGAGUCCGUGCCGGAGCCUUCUACCGGCUUUUGAAAUGCUGGGGCACUCUGAGGUAUGAUGACGUCCAGCACAUGUCACCGCAGGCUGUCCGUUUCUUCUCAGGCAGGUUGACAACCACCCUGUACGAGACGAAGACCAGCGGACCGGAGAGGCGACAGGUCGAACUCCCAGUCGCAGUCACCGAGGACUCGUGGAUUUGCAAUAGGGACUGGUUGAGAGACGGCUGGCAGCUUUUCCAGGUGCAUGCAGAUUUUAACCGUGAUCAUUUCCUUCCGGCGUUGAGUGAUGAUUUUAGCUGCUUCCGGAGAAGGAUGGCCAGCUACUCAGAAGCUGCCACUCUGACUGCUGCUGUCAACAGGCGCCUCACGGAUUCAGAGGGCCGAAGGUUGAUUCCACCUGAGCUGGUCGAGAUGUGGACCGAGCGCAGCGAGCGGGCAACCUUGCCCACCAUCCUGGAUGGCUUCGGCCUGGACCCUAGGGAUAGGGAUGCAUUGGGAAGGUGGCGACCGGAGGGCAGCGACAUUUACAGUAGGAGCUUUUCUGGUAAGAUCCGUAGGAUACAUCGGUAUUUUACCGCUGAGCUCGAGAAGCUGCGACUUGCGGGGGAUAUUGAUGAUUAUGACGUGCUUGAGGCUGCAUUCUCGUGGCUUCGGGCCAGGAGGGGACUACCGACCGAGGAGGCGGAACGUAUCGUGGAAUCCUUCCAGGUUGAAGGGGAUGCAGCCGUGGAGGAACAGGCUGAGGCUCCUCAAGAGGAGGCCACGGCAGCUGAGCGGGAGCCGGGAUACGUUUUAGUAUCCUCCAGACGUGGUGCCAUCAGGUUGCACCGUUCAGGAAAGGAGGGCUGCUGGAUGGCGCGGCUGAGGCACUUCAAUGAGUGCAAGGUGGUUUCGGAGAUGCCGGAACCGGGUGAGUAUUCUCACCGAUGUAGGCUCUGCUGGCCGAACUCCGAAGGGGUGAUGGGCUCGAGCGACGACUCGAGUGAGGAGUCUUCCGACUCCGAUGGAGAGCGGAGCGAGGCUCCAGAUGACACGGGCACAAGAACCAUGGAUGUUCGAUCUGUGGCAUGUGACCCAAGAUUUCUGCUUCUGCGUCAGGGGAUAGAGGAUGAUCACCAGCGGAAGCUUUUUGCUGCAGGGGUGGACACGCUGGAUAAAUUCAGUGCUUUUGCGACCGGGGAACCCGAUCUGCUUGCAGAUGAGUUUGGGCUGGACCCCUCGGCAAGCCUAGCUGCCAGGGGGCAAGUGGCAUCCUUCAUCGCAGCCUGGAAGGCGUCCAAGGUACGGGUGCAACGUCAGGCCGAGGUGGAAGCAGAGCAGGACACCCGGGAAUGGACAAAACCCAUUCCCACGGCGGAGUAUCUUCUGCUGCGACAGGCAUACGUCAAGGAAUUUCUGGAGAAGAAAUUACAGGAGGUGGAACACGGCGAGUUCAAAGCGGAAUCCCUGCAGGAGGUCACCACGCGUGACGAACUGGAUCCGGAUACCUUGGUUCCGGUCUGGGACUCGAAAGGAGUUAUGACAGUAAAGCGUGGCAGCUCUCGGGUCCCCCUUCCAUCAAAUCCUGAGGAACUUCGGCGACGCUUGAACAUCAUGCGAAAUGCUUACCUCAUGUUGAGGCUAAAGUUUCCGGGGCGCGCGGACCUGCAAGACAUUGGGGCUGACCUCUUCGAACGAUAUAAGGAAUAUCUUCUGGGGGAUUAUCUCCACAACUUGCAGGCGCGGGAUUCGGCGGACAGCGUCGUUCACACACCGCCUUGGCAGCUGGUCCUCUCCUACGAGCAGGCCAUCCGAAAGCAAGCUUUCCAUUACAUGGUCACCGAAUCAAUAGCCAUGGGAGCAGCCUGGGAGAAGGCCUGGAAGGACCCGGUGACGAAGGAGCGGCAUUUUGCGACUCCUCUGUCACUCUACGCCAAACGGAAGCCGGACCCGCCCCCGAAUUUGCCUCCUCGUGACACCUGGAUUGCAAGGCCGCCUGGCAGAGGUCAGAAGGGAGGCAAGGGUCAGAAAGGGCGAGGGCGUGGGAGCUCGCGUACAUUCAAGGGGCAUGCGGCUACCAGGACCGGGGAGCCCAUUUGUUUCAGGUUCAACACGGAAGAAGGUUGCUCCCUGGCGAAUUGCAAGUUCAAACACCUGUGUAGCCAUUGCUUUGACCAUAACCAUAACUUCAUUGGCUGCCCGAGGCGCAAGCCUGCCGACACGGCGGGGAAGCACUGA